Messenger RNA from Ipomoea triloba (trilobed morning glory), 2146 nucleotides. Its product is annotated as probable anion transporter 6, chloroplastic. The record is from RefSeq and is a predicted model, not a curated record. Gene Ontology annotation, molecular function: transmembrane transporter activity. Lineage: Eukaryota; Viridiplantae; Streptophyta; Magnoliopsida; Solanales; Convolvulaceae. The transcript is spliced from 15 exons. Gene Ontology annotation, biological process: transmembrane transport. Bases 273 to 1889 code for a protein of 538 amino acids.
UUUGUGUCCCAGAUUCUCUAACGUCGACAAUCAUUUAAUUCUCGCCACAAAGUCUUUUGUGACGAAUAUUAGUACUUCCGUGGCAAACCGGCAAUCCUCUCAAGUUCAAUCCCUCAUUCUGCUCCAAAAAAAAUCAAGAAAAGAGAGAAAAAAAACUAAAGUUGGUCACUUUUGAGCUUCAGAUAUCAUUCCCUGUUGUAAUUUGAUGUUUCUUGGUUUAAUAGCUCUCCACUUUGCUGCUAAUUGUUGCAAUAUUUUAUUGUUUGUUGUCCAUGGCUAAGCUGCUCACGGUAAGAGCAGAAAACCAUUUCUGCUGUCUUUCACAGUAUACAACCCAUAAAGCUCAAAUCUUUAAGCCCAUAAGUUUACCACCCAUUAAGCAUGGAUUUAGGUUCAGAGUUUCUUGUCUCAAAGAGAAAGAGAAGGAAUUCCUAUUGGAAACCAAGAAAACACUUAAUGGGAUUGGACUGAAUGGAGAAUUGGGCAAGAAGGGUGGGCUGAUUCAAACUUCUGGGGAUGAAUUGGGAGCUGAAAGUAGGGAAAAUGAAGUGGGGGUUUAUGGGGAUUGGCCACCAUGGAAGAAUCUUCCUCAAAGAUAUAAGCUUAUUGGGACUACUGCUCUUGCCUUUGUUAUCUGUAACAUGGAUAAGGUGAAUUUGAGUGUUGCCAUAAUUCCAAUGUCGCAUCAAUUUGGAUGGAAUUCUUCUGUAGCUGGAUUGGUACAAUCAUCUUUCUUCUGGGGCUAUGCAUUAAGUCAAUUGCCAGGAGGUUGGCUGGCAAAGAUAUUUGGUGGCCGAAAGGUUCUUGAAGUUGGAGUUCUUGUCUGGUCACUCGCAACGGCACUAGUUCCCAUUCUUUCAGGGUUUAUGCCUGCUCUCAUUUUUUCUAGGAUUUUGGUUGGAAUAGGAGAAGGUGUUUCACCAUCAGCUGCCACUGACCUGAUAGCCAGGUCAAUACCAUUGGAAGAGCGUUCACGGGCAGUAUCAUUUGUUUUUGGUGGUUUAAGUUUUGGAAGCGUUACAGGGUAUAUUACUUCAAUAAUCCCACUUCUUUUGGCUCCUCCUCUAAUCCAAAAUUUUGGCUGGGAAUCUGUAUUUUACAUGUUUGGCUUCCUUGGCAUAGCUUGGUUCUUGGGAUUUCAGAUAGUGAAAGAAGACCAGUCCUCUUUCUUUCAAACAACUAUGUCUGGGCCUCAGUCCUUGUCCAUAAAGAAAUCACCGAGUCCUUCGUUGUCAGAGUUGGGUGAUUCUCUUAAGGAUGUACCUUGGAAGGCAUUUUUCCAAACUAAAGCUGUAUGGGCCAUGAUAUAUACCCAUUUUUGUGGAAGUUGGGGUCAUUACACUUGUCUGUCUUGGCUUCCAACAUAUUUCAGUGAGGAGCUGAACCUUAAUCUGACAGAAGCAGCAUGGGUCUCAGUUUUUCCUCCGUUAGCUUCAAUCUUUGUCACCACCAUUGCAUCACAGUUUGCUGACAACUUGAUCUCCAAAGGAGUUGAAACUACAGUGGUACGGAAAAUUUGCCAGACAAUUGCAUUUUUGUCUCCUGCAGCCUGCAUGAUUCUCUCAUCUUUGGAUUUCGGUUUGCCUCCGUGGGAAGUUGUAACAAUUCUAACUGGCGGUUUAGCCCUCUCAAGUUUUGCGUUAUCAGGACUAUAUUGCACUCAUCAAGACAUUUCACCUGAAUAUGCAAGCAUUCUUUUGGGUAUAACGAACACUGUUGGGGCAGUGCCUGGAAUCGUUGGUGUUGCUCUUACGGGUUAUCUUCUCGAUUCAACUCACUCAUGGAGUAUAUCGUUGUUUGCACCAUCCAUCUUCUUCUACCUUACUGGUACAAUUGUGUGGUUGGCUUUUGCGAGCAGUAAGCCGCAGAACUUCUCGAAGGAAGAUUGAUGUUACGCAGGCAGCUCGUUUACUAACACGACGACUAACCAACCUGUUUGCCAAUUUUGAGCAGAAAGGGCAAUGUUGUUUGUUAACAAUGGUGGCUUUAUUGUAUUUAUGAAUACAACAAUAGUAUACUAGGUUUUAGGCAGUAUAUAAUUUUGUGGAUUUCAUAUGCACUUCAUAUUGGCUGACAACAUUGUAUCACAAACACUGUUAAAUAUAAUACGUAGUACGUAGCAAGUUGUCUCCUGAAAGAUUCAAAA